AUGAUAGAACUAUGGGCGCGAGGCGGCGUUGGAAGCAAGUGGAUAGCCUACUUUAAACUUUCAGAUAUCACAGCCGUGGCGGACGGCUGGGAUGAAUUGACGUCCACAAAAAUGGCUAGUACCCCAGAAAUCCUAUCAUAUCUUCUCAAAACGCCUCCCAAGUCAUCUCACUCGAUCGCAUAUAACUACCUAGUUCCCAAUAUCAAGGGGCUUCAAAAUCUAGUUAACAUAAUGGACAAUGACAGUCCACCAGCCUCUGAAUCUUCCGACUCCAACACGCUUCCAAAGCCCACCACUGAGAUUUCCCUGUUUGCCGCUGCAACAGAAGCAUUCUCGAAAGCGAACACUAACUGCACUAUUGAAGAGUCCCUCGAACGCAUUCGGCCCAUAGUAGCUCUUGCCAAGGAGAAAAAUAUUCGCGUGCGCGGAUAUGUAUCCGUGGCGCUUGGAUGCCCCUAUGAAGGUCCUGAUGUCUCUCCUCACAAGGUUGCUGAAAUAACAGCUACUCUACUCGAAAUGGGCGCAGACGAAGUUUCCGUCGCUGACACUACGGGAAUGGGCACUGCACCUCGGACAUUAAAAUUGUUACAAACCCUUACCUCCGCUGGCAUUGCCAUACGGAUCUCGCGCUCAUUUCCACGACACGUAUGGCCAAGCGCUCGUAAAGCACCAAUGUGGGUCUGGAACAUGAUAGUAUACGCAUCAACAUCGAAGAGGGGUAGGAAAAAGAAGUUGGAUGAUGACGGUAGAUCACAAUGCCACGACAACCAUGUCGAGCAAGACGGCAGACACGCAGAUAUCGACAAAUUUGAUCGGCAAUGUGUGGAUGAAAGUAUCGAUGAAAGGCUUUGGCAAGAAGGAAUCUGCACUGAGUCCAAACAUAAAUACCCAGACAAACCCCAGGAUACUCAGUUUUUUCCAGCACAGCUCCAGUUCCAACCAAUUUCAUUACACUUGCAAGGUCAAAAGUCAAGCACGAUAAAGAAAUUCUCCUGCGGAGACUGGGCAUGGGGUAGUUUCGCCGCCCGGUGCAACCAUGAAUAUCGAAUGGGCGAGACUUGCGGCAUGAAACUUGUUCACAGCACCGAAAAUAUCCAAACGCAAUGUAAACUGUGUGAGAAAAUCGACACCAAAUGCCGCCGACGAAACACAGAGAUCGAAAGGCUCGCACGGUGGCAGCGGGAGGGUGGCACACUCAAGGCGUCAAUGGAAAAAAGCAGUGCUGAGAUCAGGGCGCUAGAGGAGGAGAUCCGGCAGUUGGAGUAUGAGAGGUUGAUGAAACAGAAAAACAUUGGAAAGUAA
Molecule: messenger RNA, 1302 nt
Organism: Histoplasma mississippiense
Lineage: Eukaryota; Fungi; Ascomycota; Eurotiomycetes; Onygenales; Ajellomycetaceae
Exons: 6
Coding region: 1-1302 (433 amino acids)
Biological process (GO): ketone body biosynthetic process; L-leucine catabolic process
Molecular function (GO): hydroxymethylglutaryl-CoA lyase activity
Source: RefSeq, a predicted model, not a curated record